This is a messenger RNA of Cydia fagiglandana, 6984 nucleotides long. Its product is annotated as large proline-rich protein bag6-A. Gene Ontology annotation, cellular component: BAT3 complex. The record is from RefSeq and is a predicted model, not a curated record. Gene Ontology annotation, molecular function: polyubiquitin modification-dependent protein binding; misfolded protein binding. Lineage: Eukaryota; Metazoa; Arthropoda; Insecta; Lepidoptera; Tortricidae. The coding region runs from base 177 to 3737 and encodes 1186 amino acids. The transcript is spliced from 23 exons.
AAACAUUGACAGUGUCAAAAUCUAGGUUGUCUAUGCUCCCAUGAUCUUUCUCUCGCUCGGUGUUCUCGGCUCGCAUACAGACGAAUGCACAUUCCCAAGGAAAUUAAUCAGCUAAUAACAAAACUAUUCAGUGAAAAAAAUUGUCGCAAACGGGCGUUCAUGUUUCGUUGUAAAAAAUGAUCGAGUUUACCAUAAAAACCUUGGAUUCAACGAAUCACAACUUCUCAGUGGAAGAUGAGAUCACGGUUCAGCAACUUAAAGAGAAAGUCAGGGAGCAAAUGGGCAUAGAAAUAAAUCUACAGCGCCUCAUAUUUUGCGGGAGAGUACUGCAAGACGAAAAAAAAUUAUCAGAUUAUGAUGUAAACGGCAAAGUAGUGCACCUCGUGCAGCGCGCGCCGCCGAGCCCCGAGUCGCGCCACUCCGGCUACACCGCCGCAGGCGCAGGCGCCGCCGAGGGCGCUAAUGCCAACGCCAAUCAGACUAGACGGCCUAGCCCACUAGCCAGUAUCAUCAGAGAAGAGCAGGCAUCCACUUCGCCAACGUCGGGCCGCCUGGACUUCAUCCGCCUCAUGGUGUCGGAAAUCAAGACUUCUUUGGCGAGCCUCCAGGCUCAGGCUCAGGCACAGGCCCAAGCUCAGACUGUUAAUGGGGAAACCAGCACAGAAAAUGCGGCAGCGUCGGGGAGCGGCGAGGGCAAUGUUGAAAACAUGGAAACAGAUACCGCACCCAGCGGCGCCCUGGAAGAGGGUGACUCCACACUGGACGAAGCCGGCGAAGCGCCGCCAGACUCGGCGGCGCGAGCACAGCACGCGCGUCGCAGAAGUUACCGAGCGAUCCGUGCUCUCCGCGCGCGGCACUCGCGGCCCCGCGACCUCGGGCAGCUCAUGGAGGAGCUAGAGUCGCUGCAGGAGCAGUUCGCGCCGCACCGCGCCCAGUACACGCACCUGCUCAUGGCCGCUAACAGCGCCGAGCAGCCGAUCUACACCGAGGAGGAACGCCAGAACGCGCAGCGAACUGUUGACAUUGUGUCCGACAUUAUGCACAGCUUCGCUCACGCGUACCACGCCGUCAGCGACAUCAACUUCCAGGUCGGCCAGCGGAACCCGCGCCUCACCUCCGAAGCGUCCGUCAUGCGACACCCGCUACCCAUGCAGCAGGCGCACAUUAACGUGGUUCAGUCUAACCGCCGCCAGCCGGGUCAGAACGGCACCGUUCCGACGGCCGGCGCCGGCGUAGGCGCGGGCAACACCGCCACCGGUCAAGCCGCGCCCGCUACCACCGCCACGGCUACCAGCGCCACCAGCGUCACGAGCGCCACCGUCACCAGCGGCUCGGCCACCGCCACACCCACCAGCGCCAGCGCCGCCACCCCCGCGCCCACCGCCACACUCACCGGCAACCCGACUGACGCUCAGCCUACCACUGAACCCAACGCCGCAGGCAGAAACUCCACUCAGCCUACAGUCAACAUAAACAUACAACCUGAUCCCAUCACGUACCAAGUGGAAAUCGAGACCAGGGUGCCGAUAGCGUUCGCUCUAGAGAAUGCCUUGUUAAACGGGCUGACUGGCGCACACGGGCAAGUGCCCGCCGGGGGCGCCCCGCCGGCCCAGCCCAACCAGCCUCCACAACCGCAGGACGGCCAGCCCAACCAGGCAAGCCAAGGAAAUCAGCCACAACAACCUAGGCGUCAGGUGCUCUUUGAUUUUGAGAAUUUGUUCCGUGGCCUAGGCCAGAACGGCGGUCUGGGCGGAGUGGAGGUGGUAAUGAGUAUGGAGGAGAUCCCGAACGGUCAGAUAGUGGGGUCGGUGCCGCCGGCGGCGGCGGCGGCGGCGGGCGGCGCGGGCGCGCGCGCCGAGCCCGCGCUGCACGGCAUCGGCGUGCAGCAGGCGGACGGCGGAGGUAAUACUCCCCACAUCUUCGGAGCAGACAUCUACCUAGGGGGUAUGCCGUGGGGCGGCGCCCCUAGCGCGGACCUGCUGCAGAACAUCGUGUCGUCGGUGAUCCGGCAAGGGCUGCUGCCGGGCGGCGAGGCUGUCGCGCUGCAGGUCGCGCACGCCAUGCCCAACGCCGCGCCCGACCAGGCGCAGCCGCAGAACGGACACACGACGGGCAGACACGCCAACCUGCACCUCCGGCGCGCCACGACCACGACCCGCGCGCACGCCGUCACGCUCAACAACUUCAUCUACGACAGGUUCCUGCUCUGCGUCAGCCCGCACGCCCGCCGGCGCCUGCUUAGACGCAGGGAGCAGCAGCAGCACCAGGCGGCCGCGCACGCGCGCGCCCGCGCCGACCGCGCCGCCGCGCAGAACAUUGAGGUCCUACGCGAACGGAACCCCAACUUCACACAGAACCACAUUCAGACCAUGGUAGACUUGCUGGGCAGCGAGCCUGGGCGCGCUUCGUUUACAAACGCUUUCUUCGUGGCAGUUGCCCGGCACCUGUUCCUGACGGAGCCGAUGCAGAUAGUGUCGGGCGAGUCGGCGCUGGUGCCCAACGAGUUCCAGGCGCUGCGGCAGAUGCUGCGCGUGUACCUGCAGGAGCUGCUGGUGCGCUCGGGCGGCGUGCACAGCGACCACACCUUCGAGACCGUGGCCGGCUUCCUCGUCGACGAGCAGCGGGACUUCCUCUCGAGAGUGGAAACCAUAGUACCGCUGCGUUCGGAGUUCAACUUGGGGGCGUCGAUGCGCGCGCUGAUCGCGUCGCGGCUGCCGGCGAUCGUGGCGUCGGUGAUGUCCGACUCGGCCACGGAGGCGUUCGUGGCGCGCUUCUACGCCAUGUUCUCGCAUCUCUUCACCGACAUGUGCACGCUGAUGGCCUACUGCUGCCGCGACGGUGUGGACGGACUGCGCACGCUGUUUAGAGCUUUCCUGGAAGAGAAAGUGCGUGAUUGGGGCAGCGAAGACGUCCAACAAGUGUUAAUCACACUUGGCAUGGAGAACCUCGGCGUGGUGAUUAACAGCCUGAACGCCAUCACACCCGUCGACCCCAUACAGCAGUUCGUUAUACGACGUGCGCCCGCUGCUGCCGCGGCGGCGCCCCAAGAGCCGAGCCCGAUGGACGUGUCCCCCCCGGCGUCAGAGGCGAGCCCCGCCCCCGCCGCGCCCGCGGCGCCGGCGACCCCGGCGGCCACACACGCCUCCGACGUGUCGAGCACCACGACAGACGCCGGCGAGGCCCGCGCCUCCCGCCCGCUCGCCAGCAGCGAGGCGGCACCGGCCACUGAGCCGCAGCCUUCGCGCUCUACACCUAGCCAGAGUUCAAGAGCGAGCCGACCGGAGCGUGAGUCUGCCUCUCAAAGGACAUCUCCCGACUCACAGUCUAACAACCUAAACUUCGUACCGCCAAUGAUGUUGCUACAGCACUGGGGCGAAGAAUGGGUGCCGGUGUUCACCCGCGACCAACACAACAUGACCGCGGCCCAGGAGCCGUACAGCGACGCCUACCUCUCGGGCAUGCCGAGCCGCAAGCGGCGCUGCGUGCGCCAGUCGCGGCCGCCGCACACGCUCGAGUCAUUCAUCAACGAGAGCGUACGCGAGGCGAGCUCGCGGCCUGCGCCGGUGGACAGCGAGGCGGUGCGGCGCGCGUUCCGCGAGCACAUGCGCACGAUGGCCCGCAGCCGCGCCUCCAGCUCCGAGGACUACGACCCGCUGCGGUACGCCUCCGCGGCACGCUUCCUCAACUCUGCCGACACAAAGAAAGACCCGAGCAAAAAAAGCGAGGACAAAUCUUAAAUGUACUCUCCGUGCACUCGUCGCAGUCUACGCCUGCCUCGCGGUUACAAUAUUAAGUUAAACAUUUUGUAGUUACGCUGUAUGCGAGUGUUGUUUUAGUUAGACUGAUUGCAUUUUAGCAUUCUAAAUUUUGACACGACCACUUAUAUGAGUUCUAAAAUUCAGGAGCCGUCUUCUGUCUAAAAGGUUACUGGAUAUGGAUAUACGUGCUUUUGCAAACUAUUAUUGACUUGGUAAUUUUAAAUAUACUCAAAUAUUUUAAGUUGAUAGUAAUGUCAGACCAGCCUCACAGCCGGUGUAUUUCGACACUUGAAAAAAUACAAGUUUAAUUUACAUCUGCGAGUAAUUUAUUUGAAUUGACUGCAAUAUACGAUCCAUAGUUUAAACUAUUUAUGGUAAUGUCGUGUAAAGGUUACGUUUAAGGAUAGAGGCAAAUGGAAAUAUAUCUGUUAUAAAAUAAUAAAAUUUAAAGGAUUGUCCAUUUAUCCGCUGUUUCGUUAAACUAGCUUUAAACAAGAUUUGACUGUCACAGUUUGUAGCUGAAUGUAGGCAAUCAAUACUAUUGUUUUUGAAGUUUCGUAAUUUUUGUCAGAUUUGAGUUUUACUUUAUUGUUAUACACUUUUUCUUAUAUCUCUGUUAUCUUCAGGGUAUGGUUAAGUACAAUUUAGGGCCAUUUGCACCAACCACAUUUGACAGACUGAUCAGCAAGAGAUCUAUGUAAAUUCCCAUACAAUAAAAUAUUGCGAACGGUGACAUACGGGUUGGUGCAAUCUGAAUGACAUAGUUAUUUUAAUUUUCAUAUAAAAGUAGUUAAAUGCUGCAUAUAGCGUUGUUGUAACACGGGCAUUCUAUUUAACUCAACCAAACAAUUGAAAACUAUGACUUCAAAUGAAUAUCAUUUAGAAUAUCGAUCGUCCCCGAUAGUAGGUACUCGUUUUUGGUAGCAAAUGUAUCAACUCAUAUUAAAUACUAAUCAAUAUGUAUACACAGGCCCUAAGGCACGCUCACGCUCGUAGCGGCCUUAUCAGAUAAAAAUACGGAGUGUGGUGUCUUUAAGAAAACCUCAGAAAUGCACUCUUUAAAUUAACGGAGUUUAAAAAACACCGACGCAUAGUUAUAGUAUAGCUAUGGAUGCUAAAGUUUUUUUUUACGUUUGGGUUCUAAAGUAAAACUACUUUUGACCAACAUGCUCAGUCAAAAGCAGUUUUGCCUGUUUUUGUCGGUUAAAAGUUCUUUUGACCAGUUCACACUUUUGACUGCAACAUAUACAUUGGUCGAAAUCACCCUAAACAUGUAGAAUUAUACCAUGUUAUACCAAGAUAAGCCUGCAACAACUUUGAUAGCACACGCAGUGCCAGUGUUAUUUAUACAUCAUAGUAUCAUAUAAGUUUGUCGUUUAAGAUAACACUUGCACUGCGUGUGCUAUCAAAAUCGUUGCAGACGUGUCAUUGUCUAACUCUAGCGUAUUUAUUAACGAUUCUUUUAUGACUUUCCGAAUAUUAUCUAGAAUUAUCCAAAACUGCGCCAGCAAAUAACGUUAAAUUAUAUUGUAAAUUAAAUAAAUAUCAAGGAUUUUGUACCCUUAGAUGUGACGGAAUUUAUGAACUAAGUAUUUUAGCUUAAAGGAAUACGUCUGGUAUUUUUUUUUAACUGAGGUUAUAAUUUUUAAUAAAUCCAACUUAUGUACGAAAUACGAAACCUAAUGGAUGUUAUAUACAACUUUUUAAAAUGUUUAUUUUAUGUGUUUCAUUGCAAAAUGCGCAAUACUUAGCACAUGUAUGAGGUUUGAGAUGAAAGUGUUGCUUGGUUCAGGUUCUGGUUCAGUGCGGUCGUGUAAUCGUUACAUUUAAAUAUUAAUGCGCGUGACUCGGAUCAUUUACUAUGUACAAUAUAAUAACUAAACACAGAACAGAAACGUUAUCUAUGUAAAUAACUAUAAUUACCAGUUUCAUUUUAACCUUUUCGCCGCCAUUGACUUGAUAUAAAGUCGGUACAUUUUGUGCCUCACGCCAUCACUUGAUAUGUUAUACGGGUUGGUUACCUACGUGCAAUUUCUGGCUUGACGCUGAUGACACCAUAUUACUUACUUCAUUGACGUGGCGGCGAAAAGGUUAAGCAGGUGGAAUGUUAAGAAAGUUAUGUUAUCUUUUGCGCUGCUAUUUGGAAUACAAACAUAAGCAGUUGUAGUAAGUGUGGCUAGUAGCAAGCAGUCUGCCCCUGUCAAGUGCCGGGGACCGCGCAGGCCCAUGCUCGUGUCAUUAGUGCUGAACUCAACACGAUACAGACCAAUCACUUGUUGAAACAUGUAUCAUGAGACUGAUGUACUUUUGUAUAUAUAGUAAUGCGAGCAUUAGUUUGGUUACAUUAGAUCUUAGUAGUCGGUCUAUAAAGGCAUAUAUUUAACGGUUAAAUUCUCAGAUAUAGUACCUACUACACAACAAGACUUAAGAGGUACUGUUAAUUAUAUGAUAGGCUCAAACACGUUUAUUGAAACUAUAUUACAUACCUCCCGACUCCCUCGUUACAGGUAUUAAUAUAACCAACUACUCGAUAAUGUGACCAAAUUCUAACUGCGACAGCGUUUAGUGCAAUUAUUCACAUAGCCUCUAAGCAGCUUAUUGAUCCAUCACAUGCAGUAUUGAUGUUUAGCUAAAUACUAAUCUUAAAAAAUUAAAUGUUAUCACAUAGCCGUCAUAUAUUCGCCUAUUUGUUUGUAAGAAAGGUGCAAGCGCGGAUUAUUGCUAUAUCGAUAGGCAUGGGAUCGCAUCAAGAAUGAAACUCUUCUCCCGUAGUUUGUUCGCGUUAAGAAUGCAGGAAAAUUAUCACUGUCCGCCGGAUAGUCCCGCCCGUAACCAAUCAAAUCGUUCCUAAAUAGAAAGUCAAGUUCACAGUGACCAGUUGAAGGCAUAAUAAUAUAUACUUUCUAAUUAGGAACGAUUUGAUUGGUUACAAGCAUCGCUAGGUCGGCGGACAAUGUUGAUUUUACUGCAUUCUUAACGCGAACUAACUAAAGUGUCAUCAAACGAUGUUUUCAAGAGGUCAACUGAUUUAAAAAGCAUGUUAGCAGGAUUUAGAAAAUAAAGAUUUUUGUGAUAAUCCAUGUAUGCACAAGAACAGUUAAUUUGCUGUUUUAUUGACAAUGUGAUGUGUAAGGUAGUGGGUGUAUUUUAAGUUCACAUGAUAAAAUUAUAGGCGUUGAUGUAAUUAAUGUGGCGUUAGAUAAAUAUAAUUGAUGAUUACGGUAAU